CUUUGAGCCGUGGCUGCAGCUUCGCGCACACAGCAAGCCCGCCUUGGAAUUCGCGCUCACCGUUGUGACCUUUGGUUGCCCGAAAAGCGCUUUAGCUGCGGUUUUUUAACUAAGGGCCCACCCGUAAACCCCCGCGGACUGGCCCUGCGUGCAGGACACCGGAGACGCCGCCGUCGCCCUCCAGACUGAAUGCUCGCCCGCCCGGACGAUGUUAGGAGGUCGCCACGAGGCUCCCGUGAAGAGGGACGGCGUCCCCACUGACGAGACGCCGUCCCCCGACUCCUUCAGCGUGGUGAUUGGGGCCACGGUGCCCACGGGCUUCGAGUACACGGCGGCGGACGAAGUCCGAGAGAAGCUGGGCGCCGAAAGCAGGAUCAGCAAGGACCGGGGGCGGAUCUACUUCGCGGUUCGGGCCGACAGCCUCCCUCAGGUUCAUCAGCUGAAGUCGGUGGACAACUUAUUUGUUGUGGUUAAGGAAUUUCCGGACUAUCACUUUAAAGACACAAAGGAGGAAACCUUAGAAGAGUUUGAGGGGCUCGCUUCCAAACUUCCUUGGCUUUUACCCCUUGAGGUGUGGAAACUGAACAACACCUUAAAGAAAAGACGGACCAGGAGGAAAGGGGUGCUGCGAGCUGCGGGUCCAGGAGAAAUUUCAAGCGAUGGUCAUAAAGGGGGGGCUAAGCCAGAGCCGCAGCCUGACACAGAGUCAGCAGACAGUGUCGUUGAGUCAGACGCCGCAUUGGAACGUGGGGCGGCCAGUGGGAAUGGGAAUGGGAAUGGAAGCGGCGCUGCUGCUAAGGAGGAGAGCCAACAUGGAGACGUGGACUCGGAAGAGGAAACUGGUGACAGCUGCGAAUCUCAAGAUGAAGGCAAGAAAUCGGAGCUUCUCAAAUUUCGUGUGACAUGCAGCCGGGCAGGCGAGAAGCACAACUUCACCUCCAACGAGGCAGCGCGCGAUUUUGGGGGAGCCGUUCAAGAUUUCUUCCUGUGGAAGCCAGACAUGACAAAGUUUGAUAUCGAGGUUUUGCUGAACAUCCACAACAAUGAGGUGGUGGUGGGGAUUUCCCUGACAGAGGAGAGUCUGCAUCGAAGAAAUAUCACCCACUUUGGGCCUACCACCCUACGGUCCACCCUGGCCUAUGGGAUGCUGAGGUUGUGUGACCCUCAGCCGUCUGAUGUUAUAAUUGACCCGAUGUGUGGCAGUGGAGCCAUACCCUUGGAGGGCUCCAUUGAAUGGCCGCAUUCCUUCUUUAUUUCUGGGGACAACAACACCUUGGCUACCAACCGGACCGUCAAUAACAUCAAUUACAUCCAUAAAAAGAGGCGGAAUAAAGGAAGCAGUCAUUGGGGUCUCCACAUCGACACCCUGCAGUGGGACAUCUGCUGUCUUCCCAUCAGGACGAGUUCUGUGGACACCAUUGUGACUGACAUGCCAUUUGGAAAAAGGAUGGGCUCUCGAAAGAAGAACUGGGACCUGUACCCGUCGUGCCUGAAGGAAAUGGGGCGCAUCUGUAGGCCGGAAACGGGAAAGGCCGUCCUGCUGACUCAAGACAAGAAAUGCUUCGCUAAGGCUGUGUCCAGAAUGGGCCACCUAUGGCGCAGGUCUCACACGGUGUGGGUGAACGUGGGGGGGCUCCACGCCGCCGUCUACCUGCUGAAGCGGACAGCGCUGGCCUUUGAGAAAGCUGAAGCCAGAGCCAACUUGAAAACGAAGAGCACCGAGGAGGGGGAGCACGGGGGGCACGAGGUGUCGGGCACUGCACCAGGGGACACUUGACCUUCAUCUGAGCGCACAGUUGUUGCUUUUUGUUUCGUUACGAUUGAAAACGGUGAUUUGAAAAAUCCUGUGCUACGUUGCUUGUGACGUUCUGCUGGGGGCGGCGUGUUGAGUGGUCACUUCUGCUGAUUUCUUUAGGUUUUUGGUGACGUUCUGAGAUUGUUGUUUUAAUGGAGGUCAGGGUCUGCUGCGGGACCUCCGAUGGACGCCGCUCCUCGCACACCCGCCUGCUGUGCUGCGCUUUGGUGGUGGCAGCCUGCUGGCCUGUCAGUCAUUUCUGAAAGUUCUGUUUAUUUCUGCAUUAGGUGGUUGGUUGGUUUGUGUUUUUCUGUCCUGUUAUUGGCUGAUUGGCCACAAAUUGGGCCAAUAAUGCGUAAUAAAAAUGGUGGUAUUGAA
Messenger RNA from Erpetoichthys calabaricus (reedfish), 2173 nucleotides. RefSeq names its product THUMP domain containing 3 (gene thumpd3). Gene Ontology annotation, biological process: tRNA methylation. The record is from RefSeq and is a predicted model, not a curated record. NCBI's taxonomy places the organism in Eukaryota, Metazoa, Chordata, Cladistia, Polypteriformes, Polypteridae. The coding region runs from base 209 to 1777 and encodes 522 amino acids. The transcript has 10 exons. Gene Ontology annotation, molecular function: RNA binding; tRNA (guanine) methyltransferase activity.